ACCAAUCUUGCCAGCCCCUCCACUUUUUUUAAAAUUUUUUCAGCUCAAGAAACAACCUUUUUCUGUAUGUAGCAAGCCCUUUGUUAAGAGUUAUCUUUGUUUCUUCAGACAAAAUCCCUCUUUCUCCAAAUACAAAGAUGGCUGUGGUUCAAAUGUCUUAAGUCCUAGCAAAAGUUCAUAAAAAACCAAAUCUUGCCAGCCCCACCACUUUUUUUUUUCAAAAUUUUCACUUCAACAGACAACCUUUUUCUGUAUGUAGCAAGCCCUUUGUUUAGGGGAGAGAGACAAAAAAAUGGGAUGCGUAGCAUCAAGGCUACAAGAAGAAGAAGAGGUAGUCUCAAUUUGUAGAGAGAGAAAGAAGCAGCUCAAGCUGGCUGUAGAGAGAAGGUAUGCUCUAGCGGAUGCUCACUACAGAUACUGCAAAUCUCUCUCUGGUGUCUCAGCAGCCAUAAAUCUCUUUGUCACACGCCAUUCUUCACCAAAUGCACCUUACUGUAUCGCAUUCCCGCCUCACUCUCCCACAAAAGAGAAAAAGGUUGCUUCAAACCCUCUAUUUCUCCAGCAAAAACCCUCUGAGCCCACAAAGGAGACCAUUGCAUGUGAGUCUUGCAGUUCCUCAAUCAGCUCUGUUUCUUGUGAGGAGGAGAGAGAGGGAAUGAGAGAGAAACAAGAAGAAGGGAACAUCUGUGGCUACUUCUACAUGGACAUGCCUCAGCCUCAGCUUCAAACAACAAUGGCUUCACCACAGGGAGAUUUUGGGUGGGAUUUCUUCAACCCUUUCAACAAUGUGGUAAGGCCAGAAAUGAUUCAUGCCUACAACAGGAUGUCUGAGGAGGAGGUGAGGGCUCUGAGGGAGCAAGAGGGCAUCCCUGACCUUGAGGAUGAAGACGGAGAGAGAGGAGGGGAAACAGCCAGCGUGAAAGAGAAUGGGGGUGAAAUUGAGGCUGUGAAGGGUGUGGAGAGAGAGAGAGGACUGAGUGUUGUGGAUAAUCACAAACCUGUUGAAGGGAGAGAGCUGUUGGAAGCUUUGAAUGAUAUUGAAGAUCAUUUCAUGGUGGCUUAUGAUUCUGGUAAGGAUGUUUCUAGAAUGCUGGAAUGCAACAUGGUGCAUUUGCAAUCCAAUAUUGACGAGAUAAAAGAAAACUCAACAAAGUUGAUCCAAGCCAUCACGUGGAGGUCUGCUUCUUCACGCUCAUCGUCUUGCAAGAGUUUGGUCGCGUCUAGUUCCAAGAGUUCCUCGACAUGGACAGAGUUCAGCAACGAUCUCUUUGAUGAAUAUGGAGGCAUGACUUCAGGAAGCCACUCACUCACCUUAGGAAGGCUCUAUGCCUGGGAAAAGAAACUAUACAACGAAGUUAAGAAUGGAGACAGCAUACGCAAACUCUACGAGAAGAAGUGCAACCAGCUUCAAAAUCAAGACGUUAGAGGAGACGAAGGGUUCACAGUCUACAAGAGCAGAGCAGCAGUCAAAGAUCUCUACAGCAGGAUCCUGGUGGCCAUUCGCAGUGCUGAAACGAUCUCUAAACAGAUCGAGAAGCUGAUAGAGGAAGAGCUAGAGCCACAGAUACGAGAGCUACUUCAAGGUAUGACAGCAACAUGGAAAAUCAUGUUGGAGUCUCAUGAAAUCCAGCGCAAGAUCAUAUUUGAAGUGGCUAUCUUUUCAUGCCCCUCAUAUGGGAAGUUCUGCAACGAGACUCACCGCCUCGCGACGCUCCAGCUCGAGACCGAGCUAAGGAACUGGCGCUCGUGCUUCACGGAGUAUGUAUUCACCCAGAAGAGUUACGUAGAGGCCCUCUUUGGGUGGCUAUCCAAGUUCGUUGCCCCCGAAGUCGAGUUCUACUCGAGAGGCCGAGCAUCCGCAGUGCCAUGCCGUCUGAAUGGACCCCCAGUGCUCGUGCUCUGCCAUGAUUGGCUAGAGUUGAUGAACAAUCUGCCAGAGAAGGCGGUCUCUGUCGCAAUCCAGGGCUGCUCGAAGGAUGUGAGAGCUCUGUGGCUUCAGCAAGGAGAGGAGCUGCAGCAGAAGAGGAAAGUGGAUAGUCUAUCCAAGGAGUUGGAUAGGAAGACCUCAGCCUUCCAUAAGGCCGAGAACCGGAUGCUCGAGCUCCAGUCGAGCAAUGCUAGCGCAGCAGAGGCGGGCCCGCUCAUCGAGGGCAUGGACACACUGGACAGCCUUCGGAGACGGGUGGAUUUGGAGAAGGAGAAGCACCAGAAGCUCAUGCAAGAGACUGAGAGGAUGACGUUGAAUGGUUUUCAGACAGGUUUUUGUAGGGUUUUUGAGAGUAUGACAGAAUUCUCAAGGGCUACAUUGGAAAUGUAUAACGAGUUGAUGGAGGUAGAGAAGAAAGGUGGAGUGCUUGUUUAGAUGCUUAUUGUUGUUUGUUUGUAGGUUUGCAUAUUUGAAGAUUCUGUCGAAGCAACUCGCUGAGACAUUGUUCCUUCAUGAAUUUUUUGUCUUGGUCAAAUGUUGCCCACACACUGCUUCAUCUCGUAUUUAAAUGGUUUCUUUAUGUCUUUAUUCA
Molecule: messenger RNA, 2519 nt
Organism: Salvia hispanica
Lineage: Eukaryota; Viridiplantae; Streptophyta; Magnoliopsida; Lamiales; Lamiaceae
Product: protein ALTERED PHOSPHATE STARVATION RESPONSE 1-like
Source: RefSeq, a predicted model, not a curated record